Molecule: messenger RNA, 309 nt
Organism: Miscanthus lutarioriparius
Lineage: Eukaryota; Viridiplantae; Streptophyta; Magnoliopsida; Poales; Poaceae
Source: the annotation of a GenBank genome assembly
AUGGUGGGUGACUGGCCGCCUCUGAAGCUGGGAGUGGGCUUCGCGCCUCACUUCUGCAAUGAAUGCAUGCAAGGGAAGACUGGGGUUGAGGUCAUUAAAGGGAAAACAGAGCCGAUAAGUGAUAGCCUGCAACAAAUGGAUGAGAUGGUGCGAUUAAAGGCGAUUGACUGCUACAUUUGCCAGCCUGAUUUAUCAGAUUAUAGAAUGCGUUUGUAUGCAGGACACGGUGUUGCGUACUUCAUCGUGCGAAACCAAGCCCUGGAACAGCAAGCAGUGCGCCCAAAUACAAUGGUAAGUCAAAUAUCCUGA